CAGCUCCAACAGUCCAGCUGCAGCGCCUAAGCAAUCCAAGAGGCGCGGGCACCACUGGGUUUCGAAGUUUCACGCAAACGGCAAACCAAGAAUCCGACAGCUUCUGCUUUUCCUCUCUUCAAGGUCGCUGCUUCAAGCAGAGCUGCAGAGGUCGGAAUUUGCCUGAAAUCAAACCUCCCACUGGAACUAUUAAAGUACUGAUGACAGAUUAAAAUGCAUUCGUCUAAUAGGCUCUAACGAUUUCAAGCACUUGACAUCAGCAACAGCAGGAAUUCUGGGUGAUAUGAGAGUGAAGAAAGCCUCCUAUUUAUAUUUUAUAUAUAUAUGCUGUAGGAAGACACUGAUUCUUGUCGGGAAAAUUAAAAUCAACGAACAAGAGCAUGCCUAGAUGCUAGCGGAAUGAUUCACACCUUGCAACCAACUCGGGACCUCGAGUCUAAUUGGUCAGUCGAUAUUGUAACAAGCCUAGAAGCUUAUUUACUAGAGAUUUGUUCUGGCGAAGUUUCUGGUCGAGAUGGUGCCCUCCAAAAUCCUGUGAACUUCUCUAAAGUGCCGCAAAGGCUCCCACCUACGUUGGGGUAUGGGGGGGUCGGAUGUACGCAGUCUUACCCCUGUACUAAAGCACAGAGAGACUGUUUCCGGAUGACCCAUAGUGAAAUCGCGUCCAAAAUUGCAUGGACUGACUGAUGCUCCAUAACAAAGGAGCACAGACAGCUUGCUGCAUUGCUGCUUCAAGAUUCUGCACAGGUGUAUAGUAGGAAGGUAGAGUACCUGUAUUCAUUGGUAUUACGUGCUUUGGAGUCCAUUUCUCAGAAGAGUGAGAAACAGAACACGGUGAAUGGAUCAGCCGGAACAGAAGCAAGUGGUUCAAAUGAUGCUCCUGAUGACCCUUUUUGGGGAUUAGAUGAUAUUCCAGAGCAACCUAAGAACUUGCUAGACAAUACAACCUCCAAAGAUGCAUUACUGAAUCACGUUGUUAAGGCCCCUGCAAACCUAGUUGUGCUUGAGGGUGACUGCUUUGAUGCAAUUGGAGAUGCUGGAGAACUCGAGUGCUAUUUGCUUGCCACCUGUGAUGUGUACAGGGAUUUUAUUUUAUUGGAUACAUGCGAUGCAACAGCCAUUGAUAAUUUUUUUACUAAUGAAAACAAAACCGGGAAAGGAUUGAACAGCAGCUGCAAAGGCCGCAAAAGUGUGCAACAUUUUACAAGACAGUCUGGAGGAGUUGGCAAGCCUUCUUCAACACGAAAAAACCAAGAACCUGAUUUAAACCUGUCUCCAAGAAUUGAUAAUGAUUUCAGAACAAAUGACCAUAUGCCUGAAAAUCAUGAAGGCUUGUAUGGGGUGGAAGAUUUGUUUUCAGAGCCAAAGGAUUUCAGUGACUCAGAUGAAGAUGAUGAUUUAAAUCCAUGGAAACCCUUAAAUCCCCAUGAGCCUGGAAAUUUUAAAGAUAAGCCAUACAGGAGAGUGAAAGCUAAAAGAAGUCAAGGUACAGGUUCCAAAAAACAUAUGCAUGUGACCACUCAGUUUCCUCUUGCAAGACCGCAUGGAAACAUUAGUUUGCACCUUAAUGAUAUAUGGGAGAAGUGUUUUGCCACAAAGAAGAUGGAUGAAUCUCAGUCUCCGCUACCGUAUGAAAAGUUGCGACAAUCUCUCUUUCAUUGGGAAAACAUUGAUGGUGAUGUCUUUCACAGUACUGAAAACAAUGCGGAUUAUGACUUUGAUAACACAAAUUACUAUUCUGGAUCACCUGACUUCCACACGCCUGAAACUGCUGAACCGAAUGAAGAUGAAAAUGUGAACACUGAUAAGGUUAUGCAGCAUGGAAGUGAUGGUGUUCCUUUUGACCACGAAGGUCAUGAAGAUCCUAACACUCAUCGAACUCUGGAAGAUCUUUGCCGUUCCCAUUUGGAUUCUCUACUUGCAAACCUUGCUGAAACUGAACGCCAGACUGAAAUGGCUGCUAGGGUUUCAACAUGGAAGCAGAGGAUUGAGCAGAACCUAAAUGAACAAGAAUUACACACGCCUUUUGAUAUUCAUGAGUAUGGUGAUAAGGUUUUAAGUAAGCUGUCUUCGAAAGAAAACAGUGCAAAUGGUGUUUCAUUUUCUGAUAUUGUUAGCGGAGAAGAAAAGCAUAAUGUUGCGCGGACAUUCUCUGCACUUCUGCAACUAGUCAAUAAUGGGGAUGUAGACUUGCAAAGAGGCGGAGCAGAAGGAGAGUCAAGUGUGUACACUGGUGCAAACCCAUUUUACGUUCGACUCCUUCAGGGGGGAGUGAAAAUGAGGGAUAAAGUCAAACUUCACAUAUCACCAAAAAAGAAAACAAAAUCUCCUGUAUUGAAAGGGAAUCCCAGAGGUGAGAAGAACAAGAGGGGUGGAACAGAGAACCGUCCUGGUAGUUCAUCUCCUCCUCCUCGCGGUUCCAACAACUCAAACCGUAGGUUCACUUUGCAGGUGGGCAGAAAGACAAGCAGAUGCCCUCCUGUUGGUAAGAAGAGAAGAAAGUCCCAAUUGUUGGAGCAGCCAGUGGACUUGCAUACCGGAAUGUCAUGUGAAUGAACAUUACCAGGAACCAGGUGUGCUACCAAGACCUCUUCACGUUGUCUAUUUCACAUCCUGGAGUUUGUUCUGUUAUAUAUUUCAGGUGUAUCAAUAUUUAGGUCACAAUUUCCUCAGCUUGCCGAUGUAUAUUGAUUCCAUCUCCUUAACUUGCUAUUAGUUUAGUGAUUGUACCUAAUGAAAGAGGCAGUGUAGCCAUUAGUCUAUGCUAAUUUAGUUUAUUUCAGAUUGAUUCUUUUCAGGCUCAUCUUGUAUUGUAAACCUAACUUCUAAUCUGGUUAGUUAAUUCAAGUUUGCUGGCUUUUAGUUCCUGAUUGCAAC
Molecule: messenger RNA, 2877 nt
Organism: Cuscuta europaea
Lineage: Eukaryota; Viridiplantae; Streptophyta; Magnoliopsida; Solanales; Convolvulaceae
Source: the annotation of a GenBank genome assembly